AUGUUGGACAAGCUGAGGCCCACGAGCCAAAUCGAGGCCCCAACCGUGGCGCAUGCGCGGUCAGUCGUAUGGCUCCGCGAGCAGCUCGACACACGUCGUGACUCGCUGCUGCUCAUGGAUUGCCGUGCCCCAGAGUUUCACGAGUCGGCUCACGUCCGUGGCGCAAUCAACGUGGCCAUCCCAGGGCUGAUGCUACGGCGGCUGAAGAAGGGGAACUUGCCCGUGCGCACACUGCUGUCACAUGGCGAGGACCGCGAGAGGUUUGUGCGCCGCUGCAAGAGCGACUGCAUCAUCCUGUACGACGAGUACGGCCGGGACGUGAGCGACAACGCAGACGGAGGCUCGGUGCUUGGGCUGCUGCUCAGACGCAUGAAGGACGAGGGAUACAAGGCCUUUUAUCUGGAAGGAGGCUUCAGUAAGUUCCACGCGGAGUUCCCGUCUCUUUGCGACUCCAGCCCAGACGGCUCUCCUCCUUGUGGGUCUCCCCCGGCUCCAGUCCUGGGUCUGUGUGGUCUGAGAAUCAGCUCGGACUCUUCAGAUAUUGAGUCCGACAUAGACCCCAGCAGCGCCACAGACAGAGACUCUGUGAACGGCAGCCCCCUCUGCUCGGCGCCCUCCUCCUUCCCGGUGCAGAUCUUGCCGUACUUGUACCUGGGAUGCGCGAAAGACGCCACGAACCUGGACAUGCUGGAAGAGUACGGCAUCAAAUACAUCCUGAACGUGACGCCGAACCUUCCCAACCACUUUGAGAGUGCCCGCCGGUUCGUCUACAAGCAGAUCCCCAUCUCGGACCACUGGAGCCAGAACCUUUCCCAGUUCUUCCCGGAGGCCAUCAGCUUCAUCGACGAAGCUCGCAGUCAGAAAUGUGGCGUCCUGGUGCACUGCCUGGCCGGUAUCAGCCGUUCGGUGACCGUGACCGUGGCGUACCUCAUGCAGAAGCUCCGCCUCUCUAUGAAUGAUGCCUACGACAUUGUCAAGACCAAGAAAUCCAACAUCUCGCCUAACUUCAACUUCAUGGGGCAACUGCUGGACUUUGAGCGCACGUUAGCCAUCAACGCGCCGUGUGACAACCGCAUCGCUGCGACCAAUCAGCAGCUCUACUUCACCACACCGACCAAUCACAACGUCUUCCAGCUCGACGCCAUUCAGUCCACGUGA
Molecule: messenger RNA, 1158 nt
Organism: Knipowitschia caucasica
Lineage: Eukaryota; Metazoa; Chordata; Actinopteri; Gobiiformes; Gobiidae
Source: the annotation of a GenBank genome assembly